AUGGGUUUGAUUUAUGGAAAACUAACAGCAAUAGCAUUAAUAAUUCUAACAUUGGCAACUUUGGCACACCAAGUAAAUCAUGUGAAAUAUAAUGUUCUAGAGGAAUUAUCACUAUCAUAAGGAUAUAAUUCAGGCUCAAUGUUAAAGCGUUAAAACACCACCUAGAGUGACAAAUCAAUGUCUUUCUCAUCAGUUGAUAGAUAAUCUUAAUCAUUGAGAGUUAAUAUCAAGAUGAUGAAUAUGUAUGAAGCCCUUCCUGAUACUUUUGAUGAGAAAAAAGUCCAGUUUAAUGAACUUAACAACUGUGAAAUCUGCUAUAUAAAGUUUACAACACUAAAUCGAAAACAUCACUGCAGAAGAUGUGGCAAAACUGUGUGUAAUAAGUGCUCAAAUAAUUAAAGGCCGCUUUCAAAGUCUGAUCAGAAGACUCUCUACAGGAUAUGUGAUUCCUGUGAUACUGAGCUGCAAAAUUACAAGGUAAAGUACCAAUAUUUUAUUUAUUUGUGCUUUAUUUCAUCUCAAUUCUAGUUGAAAUAAGACCUAGAUGAUAUUAAAGUUGCAUAAGAAAUGUAAAUAACCAUUCUAAAUGAAAAGGUAGAGGAAAUGGACGAGGAAAAAUCGAAAUUGAGAACUAAAUACGAGGAUGAAAAGUAGAAAUUACAGUAAAAAUUAUAGGAAGCUCAAAAAAAGAAAGUCAGCAUUGAGAAAGAAGUCGAAUCAUUGAGAAAAGGUCUUGAGAAGCUUAAUAGUGAUAGAAAUAAUAUGCAUAAAGAGUUAUGUCAUGAAGAAAAAAUAUUGAGAGAAAAGGAAAGUGAAAAAAAUAAGUUAAUUAAUCAAAAAAGUCAAAAACUUAAUGAAUUGGCCGAAAAGGAAAAGCUACUUCAUGAUAAGGAGCAAAAGAAUAGUGAACUCAGAUAGUAAUUAGAGAUACAAAAGCAGAAGUUUAGAAAGAGUACUAACGAUCCAGACGAAGAACUUAAAAACUCUACUCUGUCUAAUAAAGACUCAACUUAGUUAGUUAUUGAUGAGGAUGAGAAACUUAGAUUGGAUCGUCAGAGAAUGGAAAAGUUCAAGUACAUAGAAAACUCAAUGGCAAAUCAUAGGAUUGAUGAAUAAUUCUGUGAAUAGAGUGAAUAUAAUGAAUCAAUCUUGUCAAUUCAUGAUCGAAAGAAUACUCAUAGAAGUAAUAUUGAUAACAGAAGAAGUGGAAAUGCUAAUAAAAGUUCAGAGUUGCCUGUUCUUGAGGUAGAUGAAGAAUAAGAAUCUGAGCAUUCUAGGAAAAUGGAUAGGAAGUAAAUGAAGAAAGAGUUGUAGAAGAAAGAAACUUCUAAUAUACUUAGUUAAGCUUUUGAUAAGUAAAAUGGAAAAUAAAGGUAGGGGACUUCCUUCAAUCAAGCCCCUUCAACUAAAAGUAAGAAAAGUUAGAAGAAACUAAAUGGCUCUAGUGAUGAUGAAGAGGAGAAUGAAGGCACAUCAAUCCCAAAAAUUAUUAGGAAAAAGAACUGA
Messenger RNA from Stylonychia lemnae, 1506 nucleotides. The record is from the annotation of a GenBank genome assembly. NCBI's taxonomy places the organism in Eukaryota, Ciliophora, Spirotrichea, Sporadotrichida, Oxytrichidae.